This is a messenger RNA of Phoenix dactylifera (date palm), 1598 nucleotides long. The record is from RefSeq and is a predicted model, not a curated record. NCBI's taxonomy places the organism in Eukaryota, Viridiplantae, Streptophyta, Magnoliopsida, Arecales, Arecaceae.
GAGAGAGGAUGGACGGAGAAAACCAGGAUCCCAGCAUCCAAACAAUCCAAACGAAGGCUUAAGAGGCAUAGCAUAAGUAAUCCAGGGAAGAGGAUUAAUGAAUUAUUUAUGCUGGUGAUAACAUAUCAAAACGGUGAGAGCGAGCGAGAGAGAAGAGGGGGAGAGGGGAUGACUGGAUAUUAAGCCACAGCAGAAGUAGCAGCUGCGGCAGCGGCAGCCUGGGAGAGCCGUGGUAUAUAUAUCCUCUACUUGCCACGAGCAGUAGAGUCAGAAAGCAGGGAUAAAUAAAGAUCACGGCCACAGCCUUCACAGGUUUACUUUUGAAAGAAAGCCGAGACACAGAGUCUUCAAACUCCCGAUCCAGCAGUUCAAGAAUUAUCGGUGCAUCUCUACAGUUUUGAAGAAGGAAAGCUGGCGAACCGGUGGUGGGCAGGCAGCGUGACCAUGGGAGGUGUCGACCGGGCCGUCACCUCCUCGACCUCGGCCUCUCCUCUCCAUCUCCGCAACCCCACCAAUUCCCACCUCAGUCCUCACCGCCCAGACCAAGACCCUAACCCUACCACCACCAACAGCAGCGGCAGCAACAACCACACAAGCAACGACGACGACGCCAAUGCAGAUGACCAGUCCCCUGCUGGUAGCCUCGAUGUCGCCGAGGGCGGAUCCACCGGCGGCGGCGCCCCUGGACGCCGCCCCCGCGGCCGCCCCCCCGGAUCGAAGAACAAGCCGAAGCCGCCUAUCAUUAUCACCAAGGAGAGCCCGAACGCCCUCCGAUCCCACGUCCUCGAGAUCGCUAGCGGGACCGACAUCAUGGACGCCGUCGCUGUGUUUGCUCGCCGGCGGCAGCGCGGUAUCUCCAUUCUCAGCGGCAGCGGCGUGGUGACUAACGUCACUCUCCGCCAGCCAGCAGCGCCGCCUGGGACCGUCGUCACCCUCCACGGCCGCUUCGAGAUCCUUUCCCUGUCCGGGGCCUUCCUCCCGGAGCCCUCGCCGACGGUUUCCACCGGGCUGACCGUCUACUUCGCCGGCGGGCAGGGGCAGGUGGUGGGGGGGAGUGUCGUGGGGGAACUCGUCGCGUCGGGACCGGUGAUGGUGAUCGCCGCCACGUUCACAAACGCCAUGUACGAGCGGCUGCCGCUCGGGGACGAGGAGGCCGAGGAGACGGAGGCGGCGCCACCGAGGGGAGCGGAAGGAAUGGCGGCUUUGCAGCAGAGCCCACCGGGAGGGAACGGAUCGGCGUCGCAGCAGACAUCUCAUGCAGGGUCGGCAGCGGCCGACCCGUCGUUGAUGCCGCCGCUGUAUAACCUGCCACCCAAUCUGCUGCCGAACGGUCAAAUGACACACGAGGUGUUCGGCGCUUGGGCUUCCGCGGCUCCUCGUCCUCCACCGUCCUACUAAUAUAAGUCCCUCUCUCUCUUUCUAAAUAUAAUUUGCCACGAAAGGGAAAAAUAUUUCUAUUGCUUUCCUUCCAUUAUCAAUGCUAUCAUCAUCACUGGUUCGGUUUGCUUGUUUAAAUGCUUGUGUUAUUUUGUAAACUGCGCAUGCAUUGCUGUAGAAUUAGACUGUUUCAAUGCAAUGUCACCUUUAUUUUCUAUUCC